AUGAUUUGCGAUGUUGGAAUUCAUGCCAACAACGCCAAUAGUUGUUUAGAUAGUUGUGAAUUCCUGACAUGGCUGAAGAAUUUCCAGUCCUUAUCUAAUGGUGAUGGAUCCUUACUACCAGUUCCUGGGCCACUAAAUGUCAUCGUCGAGUCAAAGGUGAUCUUCACCUUUAAUCACCCGUGUACCUUUACUCCAGAUAUAAACCAGCGCGCUGAGUUCAAAGAUAUUAAUUUCUCGUUUAGAGUUGCUGUUCUGACAGAAAACUCUUCUUUAAGCUACGGAAUCAAGUCAAAUAGCAUCGCCUUCCCAAAGCCAGAUCCUGUAACAAACGUGACUCUGGAUAGACAAGAAAAUAUUGUUUCAAACUACGCCUUGCGUUGGAAACAGGAUUCUCAAUGCCGAGUAAGCAUCCUUUUCAGAAAUGGAGAAACCACAGGGCCUCAGACACGAUACACUAUGUCCCUGUAUGAGAAAAUGAAGAAAUGUAACCACGAGCUCGAGGUCUUUACCAUGAUUGGCUGCAGUGUGAGCGUUCCCGCAAUUUUAAGAUACACUUACCCAGGUUGUCAAAACAUCACAAGUUUUCCAAAAGACAUCUGCUACGAAUUUGACCCUCCAGAUGCACCAAUGGCAGACAGGAUAGUCACUAACAUCCGUCUCGCAGAACCUAUGACACCUGCACCGGACUACAGAUUUUAUGCGACAUUUACUUGGAACCCGCCAGUUUACCCUUACAAGAACAUAACUGAAUACGUGUUUAUAUUGCACAAGCAACCUGGAAAUCACUUUAUAAACUUGGGUAAUGAGAACCCUCUUUCUAAUAGCGAGACCGUAAGUGACCUUUUGCCAGGGACGAUUUACAAAGUUCAGGUCUCUCCAGUGUUUCAAGAUAGAAGGCCUUCGUCAGAUUUUAGCGAUGCAACUUUUACCACUCCGGGCAUUGAUCCAAACGAAGUCAAAGUAACCCAUUUGACCGCUGGCCAAUUCGCCGAGUCUUCAGACGGUGGCAGUUUAAGUGUUCUUAUAUCAUGGGAAAAGCCUAUUUUUAACUACAGCACGCUUGCUUUGUAUACAUUUCGAUACAAGGUCGGUAACAAAAAUGGCAAAGAGGAACUGAUGGUAAGAAACUCAUUCUCCAAUUAAUCGGGGAUUUUUCAUAUUUAUUUCAUCUGCGAUUCUUUUCAGGUAACGCCGCAUUACCAACACAACUGGAUCAAAGGAGCACAAGUGUAUGGAAACAUUACAGCGCCUGGUGAGAAUAAGAAAAAUACAUGAAAUAAAUGGAUGGAGUUCGGAGAGUUCGUGCGUGAGCUCGGAACUAGCAGAUACUCCAUAAAUGUCACGUGGACAGGACCAGUGUUUAAUUUCACCUUGAUCUCCUACAAUAUCGAGUACGAAUUGACGGGAUACCAGUCAAACAGACCUACCGUGCAGAUUAAUGUGGAAAAACCGAAGAUACUUUUGUCGGGAAUAAGACCUAAAGAAUUUAUAAGGAUUAAGCUCGCCGUCUAUGUGGUUUCUCUUCCGCAGACUGGUACCAAUGUUACGAUCAAUGGGAUCAGUCGAAUCGAUGGAGUCGAAUUCCAGGUUACUCCAGUAUUCGUUGUGUCUGAGGUUACAGGUGCAGAUGCCAAGAUCUCGCUUGCCUGGAAAUCCCAAACUGAUAAAAAUCCUCUGUCUGAUCCAAUGACCGCAACUGAACUGGCUGGGCUUGUCAUAGGAGUGAUACUAGCUGUAUUAAUAAGCCCCAUGCGUAGAAACACGCUCAAGCAGACGGAAGGACUUAUUGUAGCGGUUAAAAUGCUACAUGGAAUGGCAGAUAACGAUCAGCGCAGAGAAUUUCUUGAGGAGAUACAGCUAAUGAAAGCCGUUGGAACGCACAAAAAUAUUGUUAACAUGCUGGGCUGUUGCACUGUGGAGGAACCAAUGUUUUUGCUUGUUGAAUAUAUUCCUUAUGGAGACCUUUUGCAUUACUUGCGAAAACGUCGAGGAAAGACCACAAGGAGUGACUGCAUUUAUGUUAACAACACUGAUGCACCAAAAGGUGACGAUGGAAAUAUUCAAAUUCUAUCAUUUACACAAUCUGCCAAAAUAGAAGAGAGAGGGAGAGAAAAUUUAGGAAUGAACCAAGAUGAAGUUCAUGAAGACGCGGAAGACGACGAGGAGACUCUCACCCCAGGAGACCUUUUAGCAUUUGCCUGGCAAAUCAGCGAAGGAAUGGAGUAUCUGGCAAGGAAAGGAUUCGUGCAUCGUGAUUUAGCGGCCCGCAACGUGCUUGUUGGUGAUAAUAAGAUAGCGAAGGUGGCAGAUUUUGGUCUGACUCGCCACGUUUAUGAAGAGAAGGUUUAUCAUGCAAAAAGGAACCGAAAACUUCCCUUGAAGUGGAUGUCAGUUGAGGCCAUCUUUGAUCAAACCUUCACAGCUCAGAGUGAUGUGUGGGCUUUCGGCGUUCUCCUGUGGGAGCUGGUAACAUUAGGCGGAACACCAUACCCUACAGUAAACAACAGAGAGUUGCUUCGUCUUCUCAAAGAUGGAUAUCGGAUGGAAAAGCCAGACAUCUGUAACGAUGAAAUGUACAAAAUGAUGAGGGAAUGUUGGUUGGAAAAUCCCUUCGACCGACCAACUUUUACCCUAAUCCGAGAGAGACUGGAGGAGAUGAUGCAGAAAGACAACCCAUAUUUGGACCUCAGCGUCCUCGAUGAAUCUCAGGAUUGUUACAAUGUGCCGUCUUUUAACAGUUUAGUAGAUGAAUCUGAAGAUGAAGUGUUUGACAAAGAAGAAGGCUAUGAUUUACUUGAAGAGGACCAUAAAGAGAUAAUCAAUGACAAAGAUCAGCCUAUCAAGGACUCGAAUAAAAACGAAACUGCUUCUUCGCCAAAAUCUUCAAAGUUUCCAGGAGAGGAAGAAAAUGACGAGCCAGUUGAUGUAGACAAGAUUGACUUUAACAACAUUGCUUUUCAGAGUAAUGACUUAAAUAAUCUCAAGGAGGUAAAGGUAGAUUUUGACGCUCUUGAAAUGGCGCUGUAUCGCCAUGGCGGUAGGAGAUUUGUCUUUUAAGAAGAAAUGCUGAGCCAAGGGAACCCCGAGAAAAGAACUCAAGCUGAUCAAAAGUAAGAAAGAAUCCAACAAGAAAUUUGAUAUCUAUCUUUAGAAUUAUAGUACCUAAAAUACUCCAUAUUUUGUUUCGUUUUCUCACGUCAUUGUGUUUUCGUCUAAGUAUUUAUCAGAGAAAAAUAUUUGCGAAAACCCUAAAUUGCAGUUUUCACUUAGGUUUUUUCACUUAUAUUUUUAAGUGGAUUUGCGACUUACAAGUUAAACCAAUACCCUUAAGACAACAGCAAUUUUUGCAUGAUCUUUGAGAAAACUGUACACAAAUACAGAAAAUCCUCUUUUUCAUAGUUGAAGUUAUUUAUGUUAAACUUUGAGAGAACAUUGCUGAAAGCACGAGGAAAAAAGUUCAAAAUUUGUCUAUGAUCGUACGUAGUAUAAUUAUAGUAGUUGUUCGAAGCUUAACAACUAAACAGACUGAUCUCGUUUUUUAAUUCGGUUUUGUUUAAGCUCCUCUCUUUGCUCAGUAGCUACCAGCGAAUAGAUUGCAAGUAGCGUGGCCGAUCAGACCACAGCAUCUGCCAUAAACAAUUCGUAUUACACAGCAUUUAAUUUCAAUUUCUCUUUAUUUUUCGGCGCUAAAGAGGCAGAUUUUAGACAAACAGUUAUGAAUCCCAAUUUAAUUGGGAGUGACGCUAGUGUUAAUUUUCAGCAAUAACAUUAGUCAUUACUUCACGGGUUUAUUACGAACCUACAAAAUGACUAGCUCUCAGUUGGCUUGUUAACUUAGUGAUAGAACACUAUACCAGUAUCAUAGAGGUCAUGGGUUCAAUUCCCGCAUACAGGCUUGAAAUUUUUCUUUUCAGGCUUUAUUUUUACCACUGCUAACUAAGUGUUCGUUACUGCGAAGAUCACUCUCAUGUUGAAAUAUUAUCAUUAUUAUCAUAAUUAUCGAUACCACUACCAUCGCACGAGAAAAUUAAAUUACCAGAGCAAGAGAUUAUAAUCUCUUGUCCAGAGUUAUGAUGACAAAUUUAGGAAAACGAAAUUUAAAAUUGAAAUAAAUAGCAUAGCUAAACGAACCGUAUACCAAUAACGAGAAAAUGCUUUUGCAGUA
Pocillopora damicornis (cauliflower coral) is the source of this 4165-nucleotide messenger RNA. RefSeq lists its product as uncharacterized. Gene Ontology annotation, molecular function: protein binding; ATP binding; transmembrane receptor protein tyrosine kinase activity. Gene Ontology annotation, cellular component: plasma membrane; signaling receptor complex. NCBI's taxonomy places the organism in Eukaryota, Metazoa, Cnidaria, Anthozoa, Scleractinia, Pocilloporidae. Gene Ontology annotation, biological process: multicellular organism development; positive regulation of kinase activity; cell surface receptor protein tyrosine kinase signaling pathway. The record is from RefSeq and is a predicted model, not a curated record.